This is a messenger RNA of Saccoglossus kowalevskii, 415 nucleotides long. RefSeq lists its product as uncharacterized. The record is from RefSeq and is a predicted model, not a curated record. NCBI's taxonomy places the organism in Eukaryota, Metazoa, Hemichordata, Enteropneusta, Harrimaniidae.
AUGUUGAAGUGGGGAAUUUUAUCAUCAGCCAAUAUCACCAAAAGAUUUAUACCUCGACUGUUAAAAUCGCCGAGAAGUCAAGUCAUCGCAAUAGCAAGUCGAAGCAUCGAGAAGGCUGAAAGCGUGGCCAAAGAGUGGAACAUACCAAAAGCAUAUGGUAGUUAUGAAGAAUUGUUGACUGAUAGUGAAAUAAAUGUUGUGUAUGUUCCCCUGCCCAAUGUAUUACAUGCUGAGUGGGCAGUUAGAGCGGCAGAGAGUGGAAAACACUGUAUGGUGGAGAAACCAAUAGCAACAAAGGUAUCUGAUGUUCACAAAUUGCAGACAGUUGCCAUGGAAAACAAUGUUUUGAUUGUUGAAGGUUUCGUACACUUAUGUCACCCGCAGUUUAAAGCAAUUCGAGACACAAUAAAAUCAG